ACAGUUAUUACUCUACUUAAAACUCACAUUAAAAAAGAAAUACUUAUCUGAGACUGAAACUGAUCUGAAAGACUGAUGUCUCACAUGGUAAUUACCACAAAAUAAAAGGAACCCUCUUCAAUAAAUUCUUCAUUAUGAAGAUUAACUUUUAAGUACACACUUCUUCCUCUUUUAACUGCUUUCCUCCUCAGGCUGAGAAACGUAUAUGUACUUCUCGGAAGAGCUGAUGAAUUGAUGCUAAAACAUUUAUCAUUUUGAAGAUUUGUAUGUCAAAAAAUGGCCGCUGGAAUACCAUGCUUGCUUGCUUGUCUUUUUCUUUGGUUUGUUUGUCUUGGAGUACAAACUGAUGAAGAAAACAGAAGACAUCUGCACCUUCCAUGUGCUUCCAUUACAAAGACUACAGCCAACUGCUCUAACCAGAACCGCACCUCUGUACCCCAAUCUCUUCCAAACACCUUGGAAGUACUGGACCUGUCGUAUAACAACCUCACAUCACUCCACAAUGAGUCAUUUGAACUGUACAACCUCAUUCGGAUUCUGAAUAUCGCUCACAAUUUUAUCCACUUCAUCGAGAGUGGCUCUUUCAGAAACCUCCAAGGAAUGGAGAGGAUCAUUUUGAAUAACAACGUCAUUGGUGAACUGUCGGCACAGUUUUACAUGAACAAUUCGGAAAAUACAACCAUGAUUCUAUCGCACAAUGAAAUAAGGGAAAUUCCCCAUUUGAAUGGAAUCUGUUUUUUUGUGAAAGGGAACACUAGAGAAAAAGAGUCAAGAAAUAUCACCCUGAUUGACUUCUCACACAACAAUCUGACUUCAGUCAACGAAAAGGACUUUGCAUCCUUCAGUAACUGCUCUAUUUAUCAAUUCAAAAUAGGAAAUAAUAAGAUCACAAGCCUUCCAAUGAAAGUGUUUUCUGGAUUGUCUUGGGUAGGGAAACUAGAUAUGAACUGUAUAACCCUCGAACAUUUUGAAGUUUCUGCCUUCUUAGGAAUUGAAAGUAUAAUAGAGAUUACACUGAAAGGAUCACACAUAAGGUCUAUUGUUCCUUUGAAUGACUCCACUUUCAUCUCAGGUGGACAAUUCACUAAACUUAAAAUAUUGAAAAUGAAAGACAACAAAAUAGAACAAGUUCCUGACUAUGCAUUCCAGGCCUUCAAAUAUCUAGAUAUCCUUGAUCUUGGAACAAACAGAAUAUUUCUUCUGACAAACAAAUCUUUCUGUGGAAUGAGAAUGUUAAAGGUGUUGAAUUUGUCGAAAAACAAGAUCAGAAGUCUUCCCCGUGGUGCAUUUGCUUGUCUUGGACGUUUGGAGUAUAUCAACUUGGCACAGAAUAACUUCUUUAUCUUGGAGCCAGCUUGGUUUGCUGGCUGCAAAUCACUCAGAAAUCUUGAUCUUUUUCGCAGCAACAUCAAUGAAAUUACGCAUAGUUCUUGGAUCACGACCAACUUACGGAUUCUUAACUUACAAUACAACAAGCUCACCUUCACUGAAAGACUCAUGUUUACAGGGUUAUCUCAUUUACUCAUUCUGACAUUAGCAGGAAAUGGUCAACUAUACAACAUUGCUGGUGAUACCUUCCGUGACAUGGAAGCUCUCAAGAUUCUUCAGAUGGACAACAUAAACAGACUAGUUCUCAAUGGCACUUUUGCAGAGUUGACCAGCCUAACUUUCCUGGAUAUUUCUUACAUUCCCACCUAUGGAUUACAAAGCGUGUCCGUACACCAGUUUAAACACACACAUGCUUUAAAAACGUUAAACAUGUCAUAUUCUCACGUUCAUUCUCAUGAUUUAGUGAACAAGAAAACAAAAGAAUCACUUUUUUAUGGGCUGACGUCACUCCGAACACUUAAAAUGACAGGAAAUAAACUUGUCAGGUUGCCUAAUGUGUCUUGGAUGUUUUCUCCACUACAGCAAAUGGAAUACCUUGAUCUAAGCCAAUGCCAAUUGCAUUCUCUGACAGCAGAGGUAUUUAAGAAUCUGACUAGACUCCGAGAACUCAGACUUGCUAACAACGAGCUAGUAGACAUACCUGAACGUGCAUUCCAGAAUUUGCACAAUUUGCAAAAUCUGCUUCUCCAAUUCAACAAAAUAAAAUUAAUAGGUAAAAACUUGUUCAAAGGAACAGCUAAUUUAAAACAGCUGUACCUUCAAGGUAACCAGAUAUCUACUGUGGCACCUAAUACAAUAAUACCAAUACACUUAAAUGUGUUCAACAUUGCAGGAAACCGACUGACUUGUAACUGUCAACUAACAUGGUUCAUGCACUGGCUCCAUACUACAAAUAUCUCAUUGGGAAUUCAGAAUGAAACAUUGUGCUCCAUUCAUUCACUCAAUGGACUUCAGAACAAGCCAGUUUGGACAUUUCAUCCAAAAAAAUACUGUGGGAUCAACAUUAUUCUCAUUACUGGUGUUAGUAUUGGAAUCAUAGCAGUGUUGUUUUUCUCUCUCCUGGUAUAUUAUAAGCGCUGGUGGAUAAACCACAAGAUAUUCCUUCUAAAACUAGCGGUCAUCGGCUAUGACGAAAUCACAGAGGAUGCUGAUCCAGAUGACUAUGAAUACCAGCUUAAUAUCAUGUUCCAUGAUGAUGACACAGAGUGGGUUAAUGAAAACCUUAAGCCUGCACUGGAAGAACGGAUGCCCCAUCUGCAGAACAUAGCCUUCGGAGAUGAAGACCUUCAUCCAGGGAUGUACUAUCUCAAUGCCUUAUAUCACAACCUUGAUAACAGCUUCAAGACAGCCUUGUUGAUCAGUAACAAGUCAGUGGAUGAUGCUUGGUUCAUAACCAAGCUACGGAUGGCUGUUGAGCAUGUGAACGACACCAAGUUAGACAAGAUCAUCUUGAUAUUCCUAGAGGACAUCCAGGAAGCCAAUUUACCAUACCUGGUAAGACUCUUGCUGAGUAGAAACAAACCUUGUUUGCUGGUUACAGAAGAUGAAGAUGGUCAAGAGUUGUUUUGGGCUCAAUUUGAAAAAGAAAUGAGGACAAGCAAGGUUAUCAAUGGUGUUAUCCCAACUUAAAA
This is a messenger RNA of Lytechinus variegatus (green sea urchin), 3020 nucleotides long. Its product is annotated as slit homolog 2 protein-like. Gene Ontology annotation, biological process: signal transduction. Gene Ontology annotation, molecular function: protein binding. The record is from RefSeq and is a predicted model, not a curated record. Bases 277 to 3018 code for a protein of 913 amino acids. The transcript has a single exon. NCBI's taxonomy places the organism in Eukaryota, Metazoa, Echinodermata, Echinoidea, Temnopleuroida, Toxopneustidae.